AUGAUAGCUAAUUUAUUCUCUAUCUUUGACCCCUCCUCUAUAUUAACCCUCCCUUUAAAUUGAUUAGCCGUCUUUGUCGGUUUGUUUGCCCUUCCCUGAGGCUUCUGAAUUAGAACUAACCGAGCCGCCAAAUUCUUUACUCUAGUCUCAGACCAACUUCACAGAGAAUUUAAAACUCUAGUAGGAGUGGGGGGGGCUCAGGGGCACACACUCAUUUUUAUCUCACUAUUUUUAUUUAUUUUAUUUAAUAAUUUUUUUGGGUUGGCACCGUACGUAUUCACAGCAUCCAGCCACUUAGCUAUGACCCUGGCCCUAGCUUUCCCACUUUGACUAGCAUUUAUUCUUUACGGGUGACUUAGUCACACUACUCAUAUGCUCGCCCAUUUAGUUCCUUUAGGGACCCCCCCAGUUUUGAUACCCUUUAUGGUUCUUAUCGAAACCGUGAGUAACGUUAUCCGCCCUGGGACCUUAGCUGUACGUUUAGCAGCUAAUAUGAUUGCUGGCCACUUACUUCUAGUACUGCUAGGUAAUCAAGGGCCCUCGUUGUCCUCUUCUCUUUUAAGAAUUCUUCUGGUUACCCAGAUUUUACUUUUAACGCUAGAAAGCGCGGUAGCUAUCAUCCAGUCUUACGUAUUUGCUGUUCUGGCGACUCUUUACUCUAGAGAAGUAGUUUAA
This is a messenger RNA of Daphnia pulex (common water flea), 675 nucleotides long. Lineage: Eukaryota; Metazoa; Arthropoda; Branchiopoda; Diplostraca; Daphniidae. The record is from the annotation of a RefSeq genome assembly.